Molecule: messenger RNA, 231 nt
Organism: Eremomyces bilateralis CBS 781.70
Lineage: Eukaryota; Fungi; Ascomycota; Dothideomycetes; Eremomycetales; Eremomycetaceae
Exons: 2
Coding region: 1-231 (76 amino acids)
Source: RefSeq, a predicted model, not a curated record
AUGGGCAGCCUGUUUGGUGGAUUGGGAGGUGGAAUAGGGGGCGGUGCCCCCGGCUUCAACCUCACUGGCCUGAACUUCACCGAACUCCUCCAAGGCGGGGGGCCUGGCGGUGGCUCUGGAGCCUAUAAAGCCAAUUACACGACCGAUUCGACAUUGGUUAACAUGACCAUCUAUGCGCCUCUCACGCCGCCGACGGAUGUCGAACUGCCAGUGCUAAUCUUCGGAGAAUGA